Huiozyma naganishii CBS 8797 is the source of this 1218-nucleotide messenger RNA. RefSeq names its product U4/U6-U5 snRNP complex subunit PRP3 (gene PRP3). NCBI's taxonomy places the organism in Eukaryota, Fungi, Ascomycota, Saccharomycetes, Saccharomycetales, Saccharomycetaceae. The transcript has a single exon. Bases 1 to 1218 code for a protein of 405 amino acids. Gene Ontology annotation, cellular component: U4/U6 x U5 tri-snRNP complex. Gene Ontology annotation, biological process: mRNA splicing, via spliceosome. The record is from RefSeq and is a predicted model, not a curated record.
AUGGGAAGAAUCCGUACCUGGAGGAGGUACGCGGUCGUGGCAGUGGCAGUGGCAGCGGGAGCGGCACGGCGCGAGGUAGUAAGCGGGCGCGGUUGGGGCCAUUUUAUUAGACCAGGGGAAGUGGCUCGAGAUGCGCAGCUAUGGCGUGAGCAGAGGAAGGCUGAGUUGGAAGAACAGCGCAAGGAAGAGUCUCGGAGAAAAGAAGAGGAGUUGCAGCGAAGGCAGUGGGAGGCUCAAGAGAUUGCUAGUGGCCGCAUACCGGAUCCUGAACUUGGGGAGGCUGCGUACCUAAAAAGGUUUGAAGAUAUCCCCGAGAUGGAAUGGUGGGAUGUCCCGUAUGUCGACGACAACCAUGAAGUUAUGCUGAAGUAUCUCGAUGCGGACUAUGUAUCGGAUGACGAUGAAGAUGACGAUGGAGUUGCCGCAGAGGAUAACGCAGUAUCGAUACACUACGUGGUACACCCUAUACCGAUGAAGCAGUUGCCUGAUUCUGUGGGGACGCAACACCGGCUGUACUUGACCAAAGAGGAACGUAAGAAGUUGCGGAGGAACAGGAGGGACAUGCUACGAAAAGAGGAGGAGCAGAAACUGAAGUUGGGUUUAAUUGCCAAACCGCAACCGAAAGUGAAGCUGCAGAACAUGAUGAACGUGCUCGAGAACAAUUUCAAUAUCUCGAACCCAAGUCUGUACGAGGCUGAGGUUAAAGAACAAGUAGCUCGCAGGAGGCAAGAACACGAGAGAAUCAACCAAGAGAGGCACGAUACUGCUCGCAAGAUACGCCAGGAGGCGGCCACUGCAGAAAAUUCAUCUAAGACUAACACGGGGGCAGGGUCCGCCUCAUGCAAAAUAUACAGAUUCAAACAGCUCGUGAACCCGUCCAUACGAUACAAAUUGAAGAUGAACAGCGAGCAGCUGCAAGUGAAGGGGUUUUGUCUGCGGUUUGGAGAUGAUGGUCCGGGGACUAUUGUCGUUGCUGGCCCCGAGAAGUCUUGUAAUAAAAUGGACCGGCUGAUUCUGCACCGAUUGCCUUGGUCACAAGAUUUCACAGAUAGGAACACUGGCGACACUGUUCACAUGUCUGAUAACAGCAUUGAGAAGACGUGGGAAGGGGUUUUAAUAAGCACGGACCACUUCCCAAAGCGGUGGUUCAUGAAGGUGUGCCAAACGCAGGAUGAAUACGACCACACCCUAAAGCACUUCAACUGCGACCAUAGUUGA